This is a messenger RNA of Cottoperca gobio, 2107 nucleotides long. RefSeq names its product inositol polyphosphate 5-phosphatase K-like. The coding region runs from base 246 to 1886 and encodes 546 amino acids. The record is from RefSeq and is a predicted model, not a curated record. Lineage: Eukaryota; Metazoa; Chordata; Actinopteri; Perciformes; Bovichtidae. Gene Ontology annotation, biological process: negative regulation of phosphatidylinositol 3-kinase/protein kinase B signal transduction; negative regulation of glycogen biosynthetic process; phosphatidylinositol dephosphorylation. Gene Ontology annotation, cellular component: endoplasmic reticulum; cytoplasm; plasma membrane. The transcript is spliced from 13 exons. Gene Ontology annotation, molecular function: phosphatidylinositol-3,4,5-trisphosphate 5-phosphatase activity; phosphatidylinositol-4,5-bisphosphate 5-phosphatase activity; inositol bisphosphate phosphatase activity.
AGUCCACACAGAACUGUGGCGCUCCCACCUCCUCGAGCCUCCUCUCACUCGGGGUUUGAUUCUGCACAAACUAAACUUCAGACGGUUGAUUCUCUUCGUUUAAUCCAAACAAGUUUUGGAUUUUUAUCUUGUUCUUGUGAUUCGCUGCCAAACAUUUUUGGUCUUUCAGGAAAUACUUUGUGCUUUCUGAUUGUGUCUCUUUCAAGAGGACAGCUGUCCCGCUGCAUUUAACACUUUGAGCCUAAAUGGAUGAAGUCCGCCGGCUGUUUGGCCCCGUGGGCCGCGUCCGCUCCGACAGCCUCUCCAGCGACGCCACGCAGUCCACGGGCAGCAAACUGGUUCUGCGCCAUCGGGUCAACCAGCUGAUGACAUGCGUGGAAGACUUGGACCCCAAAAACGAGCUGUAUGAGAAAAUGUUCAAGACGCUGUAUAACGCCUUCCUCGUCUGUGGGAAGAGAGACGACAAGAAGAAGAAGAGUUUCAGGCUUCACAUGGUGACGUGGAACGUGGCCACAGUUGAUCCUCCAGAUGACGUGACUCUGCUUCUGCAUCUGAACUCCCCAAAGAGCCCAGACCUCUACGUCAUCGGUUUGCAGGAGGUGUACUCGGGGCCUUUGAGGUUCAUGUCGGACUCUGUAUUCGAUGACCCCUGGAGUCAGAUGUUUAUGGCCACCUUGGCACCACGGAAUUAUGUUAAGGUGUCGUCCAUCAGGAUGCAGGGUCUGCUGCUGCUCUUCUUCUCCAGACUGGAGCACGUCCCCUUCAUCAGAGACAUCCAGGCCACAUACACACGCACAGGCAUUUUGGGUUACUGGGGUAACAAAGGGGGCGUGUCUGUGCGUCUGUCUUUCUACGGACACAUGCUCUGUUUCCUCAACUGUCACCUGGCGGCACAUAUGAACUACGCCACGGAGAGAGUGGAUGAGUUCGAGUACAUCAUGGACAAGCAGGUCUUUGACGGUAAAAAGGCUCCGAGAAUUGUUGACCACAGGCUGGUGUUCUGGUUUGGAGAUCUGAACUUCAGAAUCCAGGACCAUGGUAUGCACUUUGUCCGCUCCUGCAUCAACAAUCAAACCUACAACCUGCUGUGGAGCAACGACCAGCUGACCAUGAUGAAGAAGAAGGAGCAGCUGCUGCAGGAGUUUGAAGAAGGGCCUCUGGACUUUCAGCCCACGUACAAGUUUGACUUGAACACCGAUACUUAUGACAGCAGGCUCUACAGGACUUGGUUUGGCUUUAACGGUAAGAAGCGUAAACCCGCCUGGACCGACAGGAUCCUGUGGCGGCUCCACCCCGCAGCCCCGCCCCCCGACCAGCAGGAUGAAAACACUGGACUGGAUGUGAAGAAGGAAGAGGAAGAGGAAGAGGAGUACCCGCUGAAGAUCAGACAGGACUCAUACACCAGCAACAUGGAGUACAGCAUCAGUGACCACAAGCCUGUCAUCAGCGUCUUCACUCUGGAGCUGAGGAAGAUGUACGAGGCUCCUCUGGUGCGUCUGCAGGCUGAGGGCGACUGGAGCGCCGACAUUGACGCCACGGUCCUAUACACCCCCCUGCAGCCCUUCCCCUCCAGCACGUGGGACUGGAUCGGCCUCUUUAAGGUUGGAUUCAGCAGCGUGUCGGACUACAUCACUUACACGUGGGUCAAAGACGACGAAGUGGCCUUCGAUGAGGAAGUCAUGCAGGUUUAUGUCAGUAAAGAGGAGAUCCCUGUGCGGGGGGGAGAGUGUGUGCUGUGCUACUACAGCGGCUCUCUGCGCUGCAUCAUCGGAGUCAGCGAGCCGUUCAAGGUCCAGGAGUCCAAGGUCGCCAGCGAGGAAGGCCUGGAGCCCGAGAAGAUCAACGGACUCGACCAAACCGUCGCCAGCGAAGAGUGCUGGCAGUGAUCUGUCAGUGCGGAGGGAUCUGGAAGUAGUUCUGUCUGAACCACAGCAAAGCUUUUCAUUACUGUGUUUCCUGAAUGUUCAUACUGCUCCUCACCGUCUGUGUGUGACUCCGCCCUGUGUGUGACUCCGCUCUGUGUGUGACACCGCUCUGUGUGUGACUCCGCUCUGUGUGUGACUCCGCCCUGUGUGUGACUCCGCCCUGUGUGUGACUCCGCUCUGUG